GCUAUUCAAAAAUCUGCUCGGUUAUUUCCACUGUCUCUCGAGUCCUCCGAGUCAUCUAGUCUCAAGUAAGUUCUCUUUCUCCCUCCUUGCUUCUUUGAGUCAUGUCUGACCACGAGGAUAGCCAGAACCCUUCUGUCCAUUCUUAUGGUUCUGGUACCCGGUCUCAGACCUCCGGUUCCCAGUCCUCUUCUUCUUCUGAGCGCCCGGCUACUUCUCCACAGAAGAAGCCGGUUGAUGCUUCCACUUGUGCCCCUUCUUCUUCCGCGGCACAAGUGGUAGCCAUCCAUCCCGUCAACUUUGAAGUGAAGCUGGUUGAGGGAGUCGGCGAUGGAGGCAAGGUUGUCCCGGGCCUGGGGUUCGGCUGGGCCAGCAGCCGAACGGCGCCGUGGCGCGGCAGGGGCAGGUCCGGCGUUGUCCGACCGCUUCUUGAAGGUUUGGGUGCUGAUCGCCCAAAUCUUCGUGGCCUUCGUGAGUGGGCCAACGGUGGUGGUCACCUUGAACCGUUCAAGGAUGUCCAUCACCACGAACGGGUAUGGGAGGAGGUGAUCGUGGUCGGUGGACGCGGCAAUCGUCAUGUUGAUCAUGACAAACUUCGCCCAAUUGAUUGGCGCCGAGUGCAUGAUCGCAUGGAGGAGCUUGAGGCCCUCACCGGACAUGAUCAUGUGCCCAUGCUUCCGGGGCUUGAUGAUUCGGGACACGAUGUAGAGAAGAAGCCGGCUCUUGGGGUUUGUAGAGUGGAUGGUGGGGCGGCCCGAGGCAUGGCGGAUGAGCUCGGUGAUGCCAAGCUCGCUGAGGAUAAGGCCCUCGUUGUUGAGCACCUAGUCCUCUCCGCCAUAGUGGGAGACGUCGUCACCUUGGUAGGGGAGGUCGGUGAUGCGCCCAAGCUGCUCAACGGAAAGCUCUAUUGGCGUGCUUUUAACAAGAGAGUAGAGCACGUCGCCCUCACGCUGGAGGUUGGAGUAGAAGACCUGAAUCAGCGCUGGGUUGAUCUUCUUCCGAGCCUGGGAGACGAACGGCCAAAGGCCGGCUUGAUGGGAAACAACAACACAAACAACCUCACCCUGCGUUCCAUUCUGGAUAAAGAUAAAUUGAAUGGAACAAACUUUGUUGACUGGCAACGCAAUCUGUCCAUUGUUCUCCGCAUGGAUGAGAAAGAGUAUGUGCUCCAAAAGCCCAUUCCUCCUGCCCCUCCCGCUAACGCCCUGAAAGCAGUUAAAGAUGCCUACGAGAAACACGUUAAGGAUGAUAACUAGGUUAGCUGUGUCAUGCUGGCAACCAUGAUAACCGAGCUGCAAAAACAGCACGAGGACAUGAAGGCCCACGAGAUGAUCGUGGCCUUGCGGCAGCUAUACCAGGGGCAAUCCAGGCAUGAACGUUUUCUUGUGAGUAAGGCUCUCUUUAGUUGCAAGCUCUCUUCAGG
This is a messenger RNA of Cuscuta campestris, 1420 nucleotides long. Lineage: Eukaryota; Viridiplantae; Streptophyta; Magnoliopsida; Solanales; Convolvulaceae. The record is from the annotation of a GenBank genome assembly.